Molecule: messenger RNA, 573 nt
Organism: Chaetomium fimeti
Lineage: Eukaryota; Fungi; Ascomycota; Sordariomycetes; Sordariales; Chaetomiaceae
Product: ADP-ribosylation factor family-domain-containing protein
Exons: 3
Coding region: 1-573 (190 amino acids)
Biological process (GO): intracellular protein transport; vesicle-mediated transport
Cellular component (GO): cytoplasm
Molecular function (GO): GTP binding; GTPase activity
Source: RefSeq, a predicted model, not a curated record
AUGGGCGCCUCACUGUCCAUUUCGAGCCUCUUCGGCAAACUCUUCGGGUCCAAGGAAGUGCGCAUUCUGAUGCUCGGUCUCGACGCCGCUGGCAAGACCACCAUCCUCUACAAGCUCAAGCUCAACCAGACGAUGACCACCAUUCCGACCGUCGGAUUCAACGUCGAGACUUUUACGUACAGGAACAUCAAGUUCAACAUGUGGGACGUCGGUGGACAGGACAAGAUUCGCCCACUGUGGAGGCAUUACUACAGCGGCACACAGGGUCUCGUAUUCGUGGUGGACUCGUCAGACCACAACCGGAUCGAUGAGGCCAAGACCGAAUUGCACCGCAUCCUGAACGACCUGGAAAUGUCCGACUGCCUCUUGCUGGUGUUUGCGAACAAGCAGGAUAUCAAAGGCGCUAUGGACCCGCAAACAAUCACUACAAAACUCGAACUCUCCAAGCUCAAGGAGCGGCCGUGGUUCGUCCAGCCAGCCAUCGCCACCGAGGGCGAGGGCCUGACGGAGGGCUUCGGUUGGCUGUCGGACAACAUCAAGAAGACGCCCAAGUACGGCGGCGGUGGGAAAUGA